This is a messenger RNA of Peronospora matthiolae, 507 nucleotides long. The record is from the annotation of a GenBank genome assembly. NCBI's taxonomy places the organism in Eukaryota, Oomycota, Peronosporomycetes, Peronosporales, Peronosporaceae.
AUGGUUGCAGAGGAGGCCAUGACACCGAAAGACAACCAUGAGAUAACUGAUCCGCUUCAAGGACAGUCCAAAUGUCACCCAGGCGGGAUCAUGGUUGAAGAUCGGGAGGUGUAUGGCCAGUCUACGCGACUGGAUGACGACGUAAAAGCUAUUACGAUCGACGGCGAAGUAAUUGAAAAUGAUAUACCGGAUGAAUCAACACACUACCAAGAGGGAGGUGAACUGUUCGCGGAAGAUGUGAAACAACACAUGGCUGUACUGCCGGAAGUAACCAUACCCACGACCGAGAUGACAAUGGACGAUAUCCAGGUUGGUGAUCCUGGAAUAACCUUGACAGAGGAUCAAGAGGAUUUGCGACAACUGCUAUGGAAGAGUCGUCACCUGUUGAUCGGGAACGGAAAUGCAUUACCCCCUGCAGCACGCGGGGCCGUUUGUGAUAUGGACGUGGGAGAGGCGAGGCCGACCGCUCAGCAUGCACGACCUCUUGCGCCAAAGUUUCGUGAAUAG